AUGAUGACCAGGCCCUACGGAAGGCCCGGGGAUGUGGCGGAGCUGGUCAGCUCCCUGGGCUGGAUGGAGGAAGACCUGAGCUCGCAGGACGGGGAGGGGGCCUGCGAGGGCGGGCGCUUCGGGCCGGACGGGCGUGGCCGGGAGCUGGGGAGCGAGGACAUGGAGGAGGAGGAGGAGGAGGAGGAGGAGGAGGAAGAGCCAGACGACGGGCAGAGGGCUCCGAAACGGCGGGGGCCCAAGAAGAAGAAGGUGACGGCGGCGGUGGUGGAGCGGUUCCGGGUGCGGCGCGUGAAGGCCAACGCCCGGGAGCGCUCGCGCAUGCACGGCCUGAACGACGCGCUGGAGAACCUGCGCACCGUCAUGCCCUGCUACUCCCGCACCCAGAAGCUCUCCAAGAUCGAGACCCUGCGGCUCGCCCGCAACUACAUCUGGGCCCUGUCGGAGGCGCUGGAGGGCGGGCGGCCCACACACAGCCGGGGCUUCCUGGAGACGCUCUGCCAGGGGCUGUCGCAGCCAACCAGCAACCUGGUGGCCGGCUGCCUGCAGCUGGGCCCCGCCCCCGAGGUGACGGACGGCCCGGAGGACCAAUGCGGGGGCCCCGUGGGCCCCGUUGGCCCCGCCCUCAGCUACCCCUCCCCCGGCCUGCCCAGCCCGCCCUACGGCUCGGUGGAGGCGGGACACCUGCUCCAGGGGAGGAGCUACAGGGGGAGGGGCUGUGAUAACCCCUCCCCCGCGGAGGGCGGCACGGACACGCCCCCCUACGACGGGCCGCUGACCCCGCCCCUCAGCGUCAGCGGAGCGUUCGCCCUGAAGCAAGAGCCGUCGCCGGGGGAGACGGAGAGGGGCUUUACCGCCGGCCAUCCGCCCCGCUACCCCACCGGCCCCCACCCCUACCCCCACGGUCACCACGGCUACCCGCCCGCCCACUACGACCUCCCUUUCCACUCCCCAUUCGGCCCCGCCCACUCCACCAGUGCGCAGGUGGGCGUCGUUUACAGCGAGUGA
Conger conger (European conger) is the source of this 1005-nucleotide messenger RNA. RefSeq names its product neurogenic differentiation factor 4-like. Gene Ontology annotation, molecular function: protein dimerization activity. Bases 1 to 1005 code for a protein of 334 amino acids. The record is from RefSeq and is a predicted model, not a curated record. The transcript has a single exon. Lineage: Eukaryota; Metazoa; Chordata; Actinopteri; Anguilliformes; Congridae.